Pieris macdunnoughi is the source of this 432-nucleotide messenger RNA. NCBI's taxonomy places the organism in Eukaryota, Metazoa, Arthropoda, Insecta, Lepidoptera, Pieridae. The record is from the annotation of a GenBank genome assembly.
AUGAGUGUCGUGAAUACUAAGGAACAAAAUGUUGACGUUGAUACUCCUAAAACAAAGGCAGUCAAAAUUUUGCCGAAGAAACGUCCCUACGUGCCGGAAAUCCAAACAGAAGAAAAGCACAUCACGCACAUCAUGGCAAUCGUUACGAAACAAACAGAGGAAGUGAAGGAAGUUAUUGCUGGCUCACAAACCGAACCAUUACGCAAUCAAAGUGGGGUUACGGACAAGAAGACGCAAGCACCCGAACUCGCGGCUUCUGAUAAGACAACCGCGAAGCCGGCACGCGAGGUUAAGAAAAGACAGUGUCAGAAAGAAUCAACUCGUCGUCCUCUUGACCAUUUGGUAAUCACUCACGAGCUGUUCGGUCAACUGGUAUCCGUCUCCCAGCGAUUUCAUCAUCCAUCACUUUUCAGGGAAUCUUCCAGAGCUUAA